This is a messenger RNA of Coprinopsis cinerea okayama7#130, 750 nucleotides long. RefSeq names its product glutathione S-transferase. The coding region runs from base 1 to 648 and encodes 215 amino acids. The transcript has 5 exons. Gene Ontology annotation, cellular component: cytoplasm. The record is from RefSeq and is a predicted model, not a curated record. Gene Ontology annotation, molecular function: glutathione binding; glutathione transferase activity. Lineage: Eukaryota; Fungi; Basidiomycota; Agaricomycetes; Agaricales; Psathyrellaceae.
AUGGUACUCAAGCUCUACGGUUGGUCCAAGUCGACGUGCACCCAGCGAGUCGCCACCACGCUGCAUGAGAAGAAGGUCCCCUUUGAGUUUGUUAUGGUCGACCUCUUCAAGGGCGAGUCCAAGACGCCCGAAUACCUCAUGAAGCAACCUUUUGGCCAGGUGCCGUACUUGGACGAUGACGGUUUUAUUCUCUACGAGUCCCGCGCCAUCGCUCGUUACAUCGCCGAGAAGUACGCCAACCAGGGCACCAACCUCAUCCCGAUGAAGGACCUCCAGUCUCGUGCUCUGUUUGAGCAAGCCGCCUCCAUCGAGACGGCUGACUUUGACCAGUUUGCCGGCAAGGCGGUUUUUGAGAUGGUCUUCAAGCCGAUGAUGGGUGGCAAGUCAGACCAGAAGGUCUUCGACGACCUCAUUGCUACCCUCUCGAGCAAGCUGGAUGUGUACGAUAAGAUCCUCGCAAAGCAAAAGUAUCUCGCUGGCAACGAAAUCACCCUUGCGGAUCUCUUCCAUCUUCCUUAUGGCGUGUUGCUCUCGACAGCUGGAAGUGAGAUUAUGCAAUCCAAGCCCAACGUGGCAAGGUGGUUCAACGAGAUGCAAGCUCGUCCUUCUUGGAAGGCUGUCAAGGAUGGCGUUAGUAGCACCGCCUGACUAGCAGAGGUUCAAGCGAGGCUUUAGUCACUGGCGAAGCCUUGCCUUACUUUGUAGUCCUGUACAUUGCAGCUCGUUAUUGAUAGUUUACGAUAAGUAUUG